Ectocarpus sp. CCAP 1310/34 is the source of this 1591-nucleotide messenger RNA. Lineage: Eukaryota; Phaeophyceae; Ectocarpales; Ectocarpaceae. The record is from the annotation of a GenBank genome assembly.
CACGCGUUGAAAGAAAAAGAUCGGAAAAUCAUGAAGAGGGCAGAGACGCCCCAGGGAGGUCUUCGUGAGCUCAAGACCAUACACGACCCUGAAUCAUCUGUACAGCCGUCAGAGGACCUCAAGUCCCUGACGUCGACCAAGAUCUCUAGAGGUGAAAACCCCCAAAACGCCCAAAAUGAGAUGCUCCAAACCGCAAAGUCUUUAACCGAAAAAGCACUAACUGUCAACGAAACGUUCGUCCUUCACCUCUUCCUGGAUGCCCUUUCGGACGAGUAUGCCAUGACAAAGCACAACCUGCGACACGCGAAGGAGUUGACGCGGACCGGUGUGCUAAAGGAAGUAAUGAUCGAAUACAAGGCGAUCAAGGACAAGCUGGAGCAGGGGAAAGGAAAAGGGGCGAAGGGCGCAGAGCAAGCGCACUUCGCCGACGGUGAGGGCCGCAGGGAGCGGUACUCAAGUAGGAGUCAGGGGCAAGGUCGUGGUCGUGGCGGCGACCGUGGCCGCAGCAGCAGUCGUGGCCGCGGCGGCGGCGGUCGCGGCGGCCGCUCAGGCGGAUCCGGAGGAGUUGAGGAGAGCAAGGGAAGCAGCAGUGGAGGCGCCGAUGGCGGCGGUGGCGGGGACUAUAAGUUCCCGGGCCGGUGCUUUAGGUGUGGACAUCGUGGACAUCAAGCGAUCGGCUGCACUACCAACGAUGAGGACUUCGUGCCGUGGUGUGCGCGCUGCGAGGGGUGGGGCCACACCAAAGAAAAGUGCGCGACGGAGGAGGCCGUCCUAGCGCAAGUGGUGGAGCAUGAGAGCGACGUGGACUCCGUGGAAGACCAGGCGUUUUGUGCCGUGGCAGUCCCCCCAGGCGAGUGUGGUACCGUUGGUGAAGUAGGUCUAGUGGGGGUUGUGGAACUAGGCCAAGCGGUGUACGUGGCCGACACAGCGGCCCCGUGCUCCAUGUUCCGAUGUGCAGACAACUUCGUGAACUACCGUGAGCGUAGCGGUUGGGUGAAGGGGAUCGGAGGCGACAAGGCCCCCGUUCCUCUUCUAGGAUACGGAGAUGUGACCUUAGUCCUACAGACGGAAGAUGGUGGAGUACCCGUACCAGUACUGAAUGCUGCCCAUGUACCAGAGGCCCCCUACAACCUCCUCUCGCUGUCUUCGUUGGCGGAGGAGGGCCACACGUAUUCGGGAAUGAAGGGGGGCCUCACGCUGACCACGAAAGCCGGGGGGGAGGUGUGGUUCCCCCGGACUGGAAAGCUGCUGACCCAACGAGGCUAUCAAAUAAAGCCAACGCUACACACCGCCUGUGCCGCACUCAUUGUUCCUGGCGAUGCGAAAGCAGCCAACCCCACUGACCUCAACGAGUACCACCUCGCGCACGGCCAUGCCCACGAGACAUUGCUCAGGAUCACGGCGGAGCAGCAGGGAGUGCAGCUGACGGAUGGACCGCUGCUACCCUGUCUUGGCUGUUCGAUGUCCAAGGGACAGGUGAAACCCGUCCAGAAGAGCACGAGCACACGCGCACUGCUAUCUUUCGCAGAUGACGAGGAGGGCGGGCAGGGCGAGAGCAGAGCGGAUGCAUCACGCCAAGGUUGGGGGGGGG